AUGAAGUUUUCAGGAUACUUAUGCGUGCUGUUCGGUGCGGUAUUUGUUGCUGCCGCUCCCGUAACCCAAGCCGACAACGAUACGCCUACCCCGGGUAAAGAUCGCGAGUUUUGCAAGGCAAAGUGCAAAAAGGACCACGCGGAGAUGGUUGAGUACUGCAAAACACUUGACGCGGGCCAAAAAUCGUGCUUCGAUUUGGCGAAAUUGGCGGGCUCUCCGGAAGGCCAAGAGGAGUGCAUUUAUUACUGCAUGCGCCUUGGCUGA
Molecule: messenger RNA, 264 nt
Organism: Uncinocarpus reesii 1704
Lineage: Eukaryota; Fungi; Ascomycota; Eurotiomycetes; Onygenales; Onygenaceae
Exons: 1
Coding region: 1-264 (87 amino acids)
Biological process (GO): defense response to Gram-negative bacterium; defense response to Gram-positive bacterium
Source: RefSeq, a predicted model, not a curated record